GCUAUUUCAUAGUCAAUCGACUUGUAUUUUUUCAAAGUCCUAAUGGAUUUUAAAUUUAUUACAUUUUGAGUAAAAUAGCUUCUGUUAGGAUCUUUUUUUGUAGCUUUUAGUCUGUUUAUGCUAUGCACUUUCUAUAAAGGUUCGUAAGCGACUUCAUUUUUCAUCCACAACUGUAACCAAAAGCUAUAAAGCCUUUGUUCGUUCAUUCCAAAUAAAAGAGCAAUAUCAAAAAGAAAUGAUUUCGUUUGGUUCUUUCUCGUAUAUUGCAAGUUUAUUGCUCAAUGGUGCAAACAUGUUGAUGCAAAUCUAUUUUAUAAUUAUGUUCAGUGAUUUGGAAAUGGACUACAUAAAUCCAAUCGACCUAUGUAACAAACUGAAUUUAUAUAUAGUUCCAGAGAUCUUGACACAUAGCGGCAUGACUCUUCUUUUGUUGCUUGCAGGGAAAUGGAUCUUGGUGCUCAUAAAUUUACCACUUGUCGUUUUUCAUGUGAAUCAAAUUAUUCAGAAAACUCAUGUUUUGGAUGCCACGGAAAUAUUCCGUCAGUUAGGUCGCCAUAAACGGGUCACUUUUAUGAAGGCUCUCUUUGCCUUGGUCAUGUUUUUUACCUUGCUUUAUUGCAUGGUUAUGUCUCUUGUGCAAGAACAAUAAAAGCUUUACAAGAAUAAAAGUAGGUACGGAAUGAACAGGUUUGAUGCUUAUUUAAUACUAUUGGGAUUACUCGACAAUUCUUGCAUAUCGAGCACUUGAAAAAACCGCUUCUUAGUAGACAAAUAAUACCUUUUAUACUGAUUUUUUCGACGAGACUUGUUUGAACCAUUUAUGAAUAGUAAGAUUGUAAGUUUU
Schizosaccharomyces cryophilus OY26 is the source of this 844-nucleotide messenger RNA. Its product is annotated as cornichon family protein Erv14. Lineage: Eukaryota; Fungi; Ascomycota; Schizosaccharomycetes; Schizosaccharomycetales; Schizosaccharomycetaceae. Gene Ontology annotation, cellular component: endoplasmic reticulum membrane; COPII-coated ER to Golgi transport vesicle. Bases 236 to 649 code for a protein of 137 amino acids. The transcript has 4 exons. The record is from RefSeq and is a predicted model, not a curated record. Gene Ontology annotation, biological process: endoplasmic reticulum to Golgi vesicle-mediated transport.